UCAGGUCCGAGCAAACAUCUAUUACGGGAAGGUUCGUCGUAGGACGCUUCUUUUAUAUUUACGAAACAAGUAAAAACUGACAUAACGAGGAGUCGAACAAAAGAAUAAUCCACGCAGGGAAUGCACGGAGGCUAAUUGGCACAAGAAUUCACACAAUAAAGGUGAAAGAGGUGAGAUUGUUUCAUUUGUUUGGUUUUGUCAAUAGCGUCGACAUUCUUACUCCUCAGACUCCAGCUCAUGGGACGACAAAGAAGUGUAAUUAUGGACUUUACGGACAGCACUUCAAUCUAACAAUACUUGUGUAUCUCGAACAGUACCGUUUAUUUUUGUAUUUUUGGAUGAUUCCUGAGCACGCGGGAAACUUUGAAUGAUGUUAUUCUGCUUUGGGUAGGAUCCCAACUUGCUUUUGAAAGUACCUUCUUGUACGCUCAGUUUCCCUGAAAAGGCUUUGCAAACUGAUAACAGAAUUUGAGAAAUUACCACCAGGGGAGCGAUGGAUUGGCAUCCGUACUGGUGAUGAAGAUGCUAACCUGCUCCGACAAGACCCUCAAACAGGUGCUGUGUAAACUUGGUAGGUUCGACGAAGAAGUCUUUCGGUCGCAUUUGGCACCAUUAUUGUAGAAGUUUAUUUUUAAGUCAUCAGAUAUUCCUUUGAGGAUUAUUUGCAUUACCAAACAUUUCGCCGCAGCAAAAACUCUUUUGAAUACGCUUCCACAGGAAAUACGGACUUUGAGAGGAGCAACUUGGCAAAUAGCGGUCACGUCGUGGUACACAGCUCGUUAAACCUGCGUGUAGCUCUCAUUCUAAAACCCUCAGUAAUAUGUUAACCAACGUUUCCACGAGUAGUGAAACCUCCACAGACGUCAACGCUUCAGAAGAAACCUCAGGCGAGUCUCCCAGCCUCAAAGGAAUCAAGCUCUCCCUGUAUGCCAUCAUUUUCCUCAUUAGUGUCAUCGGCAACACUUUGGUUUGUGUGGUGAUCGCCAGGCGUCGGCGAAUGCGAACCGUCACGAACUUCUUCGUGUUAAACCUCGCGGCGUCAGACUUAGCGAUCACCUGUAUUUGCAUUCCUUUUGACAUUCCCGUGCAGGAAAAUCACUACAAAUGGCCGUAUGGACACGUCCUGUGUAAGCUUCUGUACCCCAUUCAGACAAUGGCCAUGUUUAGCUCCAUAUUUACACUGACAGCUGUGAGCCUGAAUAGGUUCUGGGCUAUAGUACAUCCUCUGAGGAAACAAAUGACUAAGAAGCAUGCUUCCGUCGUCAUAGUGGUCACCUGGGUUACCUGUGUACUUUUAACAGUUCCUUAUAUGAUGGUCUUAAAUUUGGACGAGACCACUAAUUAUUGCGGCGAAUUCUGGCCAAGAGUCGAAUACAGGAAAGCAUAUACAGCUUCUUUGUUUGCUCUGCAAUACCUUCUGCCUCUGUGCGUGAUCACAAUAGCAUACUUGAAAAUCGGGCUUGAAUUAAGAACUUGUACUAGCGUCAAGAGCGGAUACUCCGUUAACUCCGUUUUACACAACACACAUAGAAAAGAGGCGCGCAAAGUUGUCCGUAUGCUUGUCGUCGUCACCCUUCUUUUCGCGAUUUGUGUGUUACCCAAUAACAUUAUGUGGCUUUGGCUUGAUUUUGGAAGCGGAGAGAGCUACUCUAAGUUUUGGGACACGGUUGCAUUUACCAACAUCAUUCUAUUUGCAAACAGUGCCGCGAACCCUAUCGCUUACACUAUCUGCCACGAGAAUUUUAGAGAGGAAUUUAAGCUGUAUUUUACCUGUGAUCCGAAAAUAUUCCAGAGCAUGGCAGAAAGUACAAUCACUUACACGAGGAGCAGAUUGCGAAGUCUAACUGGUCAGGACAAAAGCGUCGGCCAGACCGCGGACUAUAGCGAUCUACCGGUUAUCGACGAAAUAUUAGUCGUUGAUGCAAAAGAGACGGCCAUUUAAUGACUAAACAUGUCAGAGGAACGGAGAGAGAAAAAAAAACACAUUAUCCAGUUUAAAUCGGCAUUCUAGAGUAGAUACAGACUUAAUGAAGAUACUUGAAUAUGAGAAAAAAUCGACACAGUCGAAGUGAUAUUUCCGUUGUCCCGCUAUUGGACACCCAAGGUUUGAAGAGCGUUUUGUUCGGAUGAACGCUUGCAACUUCGCACUAAGAAAGACGCCAUUAAGAAGAAGUUAAUAACAUCACUUUGAGCGGUGUCCAGUGGCUGUUUCCAGCAUGUCUGUUAGGUCAUUGUUUCUUCAGUAAACCCAUAAGAAAAAAAAAUAGAUAUUUUAAAGUUUGUUAUUUUAGUUUGCCGCCUCUUUGUCUACUUCUUGCGACAAUUGAUGCGUGGUACGUUGCAACUUCUUUUGUCUCAUCAGUUACAUAUGAAUCAACAGUUCUGUAAUCAGAUAAUAAUUUCAGCGCAAUGAUUAAUUUGGCGAUGAAAUAAAAUAACUAUGAUGAUUGCCAUAAUUUCUGAAUGUUUUCUCUUUGUUUUUUUUUUCCUUUUUGUUGGAAAUUAAAAACACAAAGUAAACAAUAAAGAUUACACAUGCAACA
Molecule: messenger RNA, 2543 nt
Organism: Stylophora pistillata
Lineage: Eukaryota; Metazoa; Cnidaria; Anthozoa; Scleractinia; Pocilloporidae
Product: neuropeptide FF receptor 2
Biological process (GO): G protein-coupled receptor signaling pathway
Cellular component (GO): plasma membrane
Molecular function (GO): neuropeptide receptor activity
Source: RefSeq, a predicted model, not a curated record